AUGACAAAAGGUGCCACCAUCGUCGAAAUGCAUAUGAAAAACCGGGGAAUCGAAGCCCCAAGAGUUGCCUCUAGCAUCGAGCUGAGAGAUCGCAAUAGACAUUUAGAUUAUUUAAAAGAUAUUUUAGAAGAUAAAAUGGAGCGCGAAGCUUCCCUUGAGAAUUUUUCAAUUGCACAAGAUGCAUUUUUAGAUAGGAUUUUAAGAGCUUUAAAAUUUGUACCUAACUUCGACGGAAGUGCGUGUAAUUUAACUAGAUUUUUGAAUUUGUGUGACACUUUAGUAGUCACUUAUGCCAAGCCAAGUCCGGGUAAUGAUGUUACGAAUUUAGCAUUAAUUAAUGGAAUAAUUAAUAAAAUAACUGGCGCUGCCGCCAGAGCCCUAUCAACAAAUGGGGCCCCUCAAAAUUGGAGUGGCAUAAGAAGCACUCUAAUUAAUAGCUUCUCAGAUCACAGAGAUGAGUCUACUCUUUAUACUGAUUUGUCGCAAUUAACUCAAGGAUCAGAUAGCCCACAUAUAUUUUAUGAGCGUAUACAAAAUUUAUUGAGUACAAUCAUUACAUAUGUAGAAAUUCAUGAUAAAAUAGACACAACUAUUCAGGCUAAACGUAAUUUAUACAAUAGCCUCGCGUUAAAAACGUAUCUAAAAGGUUUGGAGGAACCUCUGGGCUCACGCAUACGAUGUAUGAGACCAGAAACAUUAGAAGUGGCGUUGCAAUAUGCAAAAGACGAGAUGAACAUAAUUUACUUGCAAAACAAAAAUACGAAGAGACAAAAUUUUACACCUCAAAUAUCCAGCUCGCCUACUCUAAAACCUUAUAGAUACGAUAUUAAUCCACAGUAUCAAAAACCUUUUAACUUGCCAAGAUUAAAUAAUGGUCAACAUUUUAAUAACAAUUCAUAUAAGCCUCAUAUGUACCAUCAGCAAGGUCCUUCAAGGAUCCAACAAAUGUUUAAAGCUUUGCCAAGGUCGAAUAUGUCUACAGGAUUUAGAAUUCCACCCCGUCAACCAAUGCCUAUGAAAAAUAACCCUCAACCCAUGAGUGGUAUUAGUCACCCUGUUGCUCGAGUUUUACCACCUACUCAGACUGGACAUGACUGGAGGAUUCAUGGUAAUCCACCCCCUAACAAUUACUUUAAAACUCGACAGAUUAAUAAUAACGAAUUAAAUGACCCUUAUCUCUAUAGCGACUAUGACUAUGACAAUGACGAAUAUCCAUGUGACUUUCAACAAUAUGACCCUAACUACUUACCAUAUGACUGUUCAACAGCCGACGAAUAUAAUAUACAAGCCGUCGGAAAUAUCUGCGAACCUCGCUGGAAUGCGCUUCCCCUGGCGCUUCCCCGCACCCCGCCCCGUUUUCGCCUAUCCAGUACCGUUGCCAACGCAAUCGCCGACGCACGUGUAUUAUUCUUGCUUUCGUAA
Messenger RNA from Pieris macdunnoughi, 1422 nucleotides. The record is from the annotation of a GenBank genome assembly. Lineage: Eukaryota; Metazoa; Arthropoda; Insecta; Lepidoptera; Pieridae.